AUGGAAGCAAAGCUUGCAGAUUUUGGGUUGCUGAGAAUGUUUAACAUUCAGGAAACAAAUGUCUUUACUGAUGUGAAGGGCACUCUGGGAUAUCUGGAUCCUGAAUACGUUAGUAAGGGAAGACUAACAUGCUCUAGUGAUAUUUACAGCUUUGGUAUAGUUUUACUCCAGCUUCUUUCCGGUAGAAGAGCAAUUGAUCUCGAUCAAUCUCAUCAAGAAUCUCUUAUUAAGAAGGCAAAGAAGGUUAUCCGGGCAAAUCCCAUCGAUCCUUCGAAAUAUGCAGAUCCAAGGUUGAAUGGGGAAUAUAGCAGGGAAGCAUUUAUAAUUCUACUGAAGUUGGCUGUUGUUUGCACAGCUUCCUCAUAUCAAGGACGUCCAAGAGUUUCGGAUGUGUAUGAAGAGAUAGAGAAGGCUUUAAAGCUUUUUACUUCCAUAGCCUAG
Cryptomeria japonica (Japanese cedar) is the source of this 441-nucleotide messenger RNA. Its product is annotated as proline-rich receptor-like protein kinase PERK3. Lineage: Eukaryota; Viridiplantae; Streptophyta; Pinopsida; Cupressales; Cupressaceae. The transcript is spliced from 2 exons. The record is from RefSeq and is a predicted model, not a curated record. Gene Ontology annotation, molecular function: ATP binding; protein kinase activity. Bases 1 to 441 code for a protein of 146 amino acids. Gene Ontology annotation, biological process: protein phosphorylation.